AUGGCGCAAAUAAGAAUUACUAGAGUAGAUUAUGAUGAAACAAACAGUAAGACUGAAAAUAAUGCAGAAACUGAGGAGAACACAAAAGAAAACAAGGUGGAAGAUGAAGUUGAUUCAAAACAAUCAGAUCCAAUAUUCAAUCAGAUAACAGAAAAUAUUAAAUAUAAUUUAGAAAAACGUAAUUCCUCAUCAUCUAUCUUAAGUUGUGCAACUGAAGAAGAGAUUCUUCAGAUAUCUGAUCACUAUACUAAUAUACCGUAUGAUAUUCAACCUAGAGCUUCUUAUGACCACGGCCAGAAAAAUACAGACAUUAUCGGAGUGGCAUACAAUGGAAGAAUGAGACAAUUUAUAUUAAUCGAUGGAAGGGGAAUAACUACAUGGAAGAGAGAUGCUGUCAAUCAAAGAGUUUCCAGAGCAUUAUGUUUUGCUAAAUACCAGUAUAGAUUAUUUACUCAUAUUAUAUAUGUGAGAAAAUUUAACUGUUAUUUUGUGCUGACCAAAGAUUUUUCUUUGAAGGUAUUAAAUCGUGAUUUUGAAGAAACAUAUUCUGUGUGUGCUGAUUUAAGAUGUAUAUUAUUCAUGUUAUUUAACCCUGCUAAGGAUGAACUGAUAACUGGUGGGGUAGGGGGAACAAAGUUCUGGACAUUUCACCAAGUGUCUGAAAAUGUUUUUAAUAACCUUAAACCAAUGGCAAACUACAGACUCACUCUAAAAUAUGAAUUACCAGAGGUUGGUGGAAGUUGGGUCAAACGUGUUGAACUAGAUUCAGAAUUAGGUCAUCUGUAUUGUUGUUCUGAUACAGAUUUAAAUGUGUAUAAUUUUGAAGGAAAAGUGCUCUUCAGAUUUAGAAAAGCUCACAAACAAACAAUAACUGGAUGUCGUUAUUCACAAUCAGCUAAAGUUCUGGUUACUUCAUCUAUUGACUGUUUUGUGAAAGUUUGGAGUAUGACUGGAGGAUUAGUUCAUACAUUUCGUGGUCAUGCUAGAGCUGUAACUAAUCUAAUGAUACAUCCAGACAACUCUUCUAUAAUUAUCACCAGCUCAUUAGAUGGUACCAUUAGAAUGUGGUCUUUAGAAACUCUAGAACCGCUUUACAGUCUAGUUGUAUCAUCAGAGGGUAUAUUAUGGAUGGGAUUAACUGAUGAUGAGAAACUGUAUAUGUGUACAUCUAGACAUCUAACUCUGUGGUCAUUGAACUAUUUCUACGAGUAUUGGAGUACAGCUAGAAGUAAAUUAACCAAGAUGUCUCUAGUUGGCUGUCAAAAUAAAACAACAAGAAUUUUGACAGUUGGGGAUGACAAUAGUGUGAGAUUAUUUGCUAGAAAAAGUCAUAAAAAUUUAUCAACAAUACUACCACCACCAGAUUUAUCUCCCCUAGAAGAGAUCUCUAGUUUAUGUUACAGUAGAGAAUUUAACUUGGCAUUCCUGUUGAUCGAUAAAAACGAGAGUAAAACGAAUGAAGUUUGGGUUUAUACAACCAGAACUGAUCCCUCAUGUAGAAUAGCAGUAUGGAAUAUCCGUGAAUUACAGAUACCCUAUAUAAUGAAGAGACAUAAGAUAAUAGAUAGUAAUGUUAAUAAUGGAACAUCUUCUAGUUUUUACAAUACACAAGAAGUUAAUGCUGUAUUUCGAGCUACAGAAAAUGGUUCUGGUAAUGAAACUAUGACUGUGUGCUAUUGUGUAUGUUUAUUAAAUUCUAUGUUAGUUAUGUUAUCUGAUGAAGGUGAAGCCUGUCCUACCAGACAAACAUUUUUACUGCUAGGAAUGGAGGUAGGAAUAUAUACCCUUGAUAUUACUAUUGACACUGAUAUUAAUAUAACUAUUGGUAUUGCUAUUGAUAUUGAUAAUAUUGCUGUUUGUAUGAACAUUACUAUCAGUAUUGAUAUUACUGUUGGUUAUUAUAUUACUUUUGGUUUUGUUAUUGAUACUGCUAUUGACAUUGACAAUAUAUUGUAUGGUACAGCUCUUUGUUACCUUAAAUAUUUUCAGGAUGGAAGAAUAUUUUUUAUGGAUCCUGUAGUGAAAGGCCAAAAAUACAUGGAAUUCAAAGCUUCAAAAGAUCCUAUUGUUCAGAUGUCUCAUGAUGUUGUUCAUAAUACAUUGAUAACUAUGAGUAGAUUAAAGUAUUUAACACAGAUAUUUAUCUGGUCUCUACCUAAUCUGUAUUUACAAUAUGAAGUCUACUGUCCAUUAGACUUGGUAGAUUAUACUAGAAUGAAUGAUUUAUUUGUAACUGGACAUGAAAGUGGUUGUUUAAAUACCUAUAGAUUACAAGCUAUAAUACCACCUGAUAAUGGUUACUAUAAACUUAGAUCUGUACCAGAUUAUGAAGAAGUUGUAGAUAUUUAUAAAAGACCAGAACAUUUAGAAUGUAUUAUUUGUUUAGAUUCUUCCCCUAGUAUGAAACUACUCUGUUCUUGUAGUGUGGAAGGUGCUAUUAAAAUCUGGGAUGAAGAAAGAUAUUUAUUAACUGAAAUAAUGUUAGAUGAUUCUCUAAGUUCAGCUCUAUUUCUAAACAACAAAGCUGAUCUAGUUGUUGGCUUCAAGAACCAUAUAUUUUAUAUAGAUCAUAAACAUAUAUGUCCUCAUUUAAAAUUUGAUGGUGAAGAAGAUGAUUUUGAUCAUGAAUCUAUAAUAUAUGAAGACCCUGCUGUCAAAUUUGAAGGAAUUGGAUCGGAUCCAGAUCCAAUAGACCUGGACCAAUAUCUUAUUCCAUAUGAAAUCGAAUUUUCUAAAGAUUUCCUGGAAGGAAAACCUCUAUGGGAAUCGUCUUCAGAAGAAGAAUUGGAGCUGUCUGAUAUGGAAUCAGAAUAUUCUAUGGCACCAACAGAGAUUUAUUACUCCCCACCAGAAACUCCAGGAAAAUUAGCUAACAUUGACCUUAUUGUGGGUUCAGAAAUUACACAGAAUGAAUUAAAAGCUCAAAUGUUGUCUACAAUGCAGCAGAUUUAUGAUAGAGCUUUAGAAAUACCAUCAGAUCAGGAGACUGAUGACCGUGAAACAAAACUCAUGGAACAACUAAGAUUAGCUAAUAUGUUACGAAUGAGACAGGGUUUUGCUCACAAUCCACGAUAUAAAAAGAAAAAGAAAAAAGAAGAUGAUUUACUAACAAGUGAUGGUGAAGAUGAAGAAGAUAGAAAAUCAAGAUGGCAGUUUAGUUUUCCUAAAUUUGGAAAAUCACCAGGCCCAUCACCAACACUGUCCUUUCUUUCGACAACUCCUGUUCUAGAUAGUGAUGAUGGUUCUGAUGUUUCUUACGAAGAAAUCGUAGGUGAAGAUGGUAUAAUAAGAAAACAAAAGAAACCUAAGAAAUUUAAACCAAUAGAAGCAGCAGAGGUUACAGCUACAAAUGUUAGAAUAAGUAAACCUUCAUCACGAUAUAAAGGAGAUUACGCUGAGGGAGAGAGCAGUGGUAUUGGUGAUGUCCGAUUGGAUGUUAAAACAUUACUGAAGAAAGUUGCUGCAGAGGAGGCAGCUAAGAAAGCUGACCAUUCUCAUGUUCGUGCUGAAAUUGAUGAACAUGUUUCAAAUGUUGUAAGAAAACAAAAAGACAUACAGAAGAAAAGAGUGACAAAAAGGAAAAGACCAAAACAAGGACAAAAAGUCCAAGUUAAAACAGAAAAACCAAAGAUUGAAGAACAACACAUAGAAAAGGAAGAGGUUGAACCACCAGAGGUACCAGAAUCUAUAUUAGAAGAGGAACAUCCUGAUUCGGAACCAGUGACACAAGUAACUUUACCACAUAUGACACGGAAAUCUACCCAUGAACGAAAACUGGUGGAUGGCCAAAUACCAAACCUGCCUCAAGUUAAAGAUGGACCUGAAAAAACUCAAAUUGAGAGAAACUAUGGAACCGUUCCUAAGAAAAAUAUGAUAGAAUUUUUUGAUAUGAAGAAACCAGGAGUAGGAAAAUCUCCAACUUCAGAACUAGAAAGUGAAGCUGCAGGUACAGUACGAGAUGAUACAAUAAGUAAUAAAUUAUUUAUUUCUCUAGAUGCAGGACAAUAUGAUACAAUAAGUAAUAAAUCAUUUAUUUCUCUAGAUACAUUACACGAUAAUACAAUAAGUAAUAAAUUAUUUAUUUCCCUAGAUACAAUACAAGAUGAUACAAUAAGUAAUAAAUGA
Messenger RNA from Lottia gigantea (owl limpet), 4125 nucleotides. RefSeq lists its product as hypothetical. The transcript is spliced from 28 exons. Gene Ontology annotation, molecular function: protein binding. Lineage: Eukaryota; Metazoa; Mollusca; Gastropoda; Lottiidae. The record is from RefSeq and is a predicted model, not a curated record. Bases 1 to 4125 code for a protein of 1374 amino acids.